AUGGCCCUCGAAGCGGAAACGAAGCGCCUCGUGUCGCAGUUUGACUUUACCGACGACCAUGUCAACAAGGCCGUCGAGGAGUUCCUCUCCCAGAUGCAGGAGGGCCUCGGCAAGGAUGGCACCAGCAUGAGCCAGAUUCCCACCUACGUCACGGGCGUCCCCAAUGGCACCGAAAAGGGCCUUUACCUGGCCGUCGACCUCGGUGGCACCAACUUCCGUGUCUGCUCCGUCAAGCUCAAUGGCGACACGACUUUCAACCUCACCUACAGCAAGGUCGCCAUCCCCAAGGAGCUCAUGGUUGCCAAGACAGCUACCGAGCUGUUUUCCUUCCUCGCCAAGCAGAUCGAGGCGUUCCUGCGCGAGCACCACAAGGACCAGUUUGAGAACAGUGUCCGCCGCCGCCGCACUGUUAGCUCCAAGUCUGGCUACAAGGACGAGCACAUCUUCCGUCUCGGUUUCACCUUCAGUUUCCCCGUUGAGCAGCUCGCCAUUAACAAGGGCAACCUGAUCCGAUGGACCAAGGGUUUCGAUAUCCCCGACGCUAUCGGCAAGGACGUCUGCGCCCUGCUCCAGGACGAGAUCGACAACCUUCGCCUGCCCGUCCGUGUCGCUGCGCUCGAGGGCUCUCUCCUCGGAGCCAUUUUCGGCACCGGCACCAACGGCGCCUACCUCGAGAAGCUGUCAAACAUCAAGAAGCCCAUCCAGGGAGACUACGACGCGGCCACGGGCGAGAUGGUCGUCAACACAGAGUGGGGUUCGUUCGACAACCAGCUCAACGUCCUGCCCACGACACCGUGGGAUACGUCCCUCGACAAGGACAGCGUCAACCCCGGCAUUCAGAUGUUCGAGAAGCGCGUCUCCGGCAUGUUCCUCGGUGAGAUUGUUCGGCGGGUCGUUGUUGAUAUGAUCAAGGAUGACAAGCUUUCGCUCUUCCGCGACGACAACUCUAGCCACAACGACUGGAGGUCUACCACCGACGUCGACCCCAAGUCGAGCAUUCGCAAGCAGUGGGGCUUGGACAGUGCCAUCAUGUCCGUGGCCGCUUCCGACAACACGCCUGAGCUGUCCACCCUGCGACAGGAGCUCGAGACAGUGUUGCACGUCUACACCCCUUCCUUGGAGGACGCCCAGGCCUUCAAGGCUAUUGCCGGAGCCGUCGGCCGCCGUGCCGCAAGACUCUCCGCCGUUGCGAUCGCUGGUAUUGUCCUGCAGUCCGGCAAACUCGACGACCCCGAGGCCGAAUACAUUGAUAUCGGCGUUGACGGCAGCCUAGUCGAACACUACCCCUUCUUCCGUGACAUGAUUUAUGAAGCACUGCGGGCUGUGAACGGCAUCGGGUCCAAGGGUGCUGAGAAGAUUC
Molecule: messenger RNA, 1360 nt
Organism: Verticillium alfalfae VaMs.102
Lineage: Eukaryota; Fungi; Ascomycota; Sordariomycetes; Glomerellales; Plectosphaerellaceae
Product: glucokinase
Exons: 4
Biological process (GO): glycolytic process; intracellular glucose homeostasis; glucose 6-phosphate metabolic process
Cellular component (GO): mitochondrion; cytosol
Molecular function (GO): mannokinase activity; ATP binding; D-glucose binding
Source: RefSeq, a predicted model, not a curated record